Molecule: messenger RNA, 2581 nt
Organism: Ornithodoros turicata
Lineage: Eukaryota; Metazoa; Arthropoda; Arachnida; Ixodida; Argasidae
Exons: 2
Coding region: 79-1404 (441 amino acids)
Biological process (GO): protein processing
Cellular component (GO): plasma membrane
Molecular function (GO): metalloendopeptidase activity
Source: RefSeq, a predicted model, not a curated record
UUCACCAGCCAUUACGGAAGAAGAAGUUUUUUAGUUCCCUCUCUCAUUCCAUUCGAAGCGACCACGGCGUCAGUGUCUAUGGAUCCAGCUGCUGAUAAACCGGCGAAGAAGCGGAAGGCUUCGGCUGCUUCCAAGAGCUCGAAGGCAUCAUCAGGUUCACGGAAGAGCAAGUCGUCCAAAGCUUCGACGAAGUCGACCGAUGUGCACGAAAAAUUAGCAGAUACGGUUCAGGGUAGAAAGGACACCCUGACUGCAGCUGCAUCGCACAAGAGUGACUUGCAGUCGGCCGCGUCUCAAAAGCUCCAGUCGAACCAAACAGUCGAGGAAAUUCAACGGAAAAUGCAGAAAAACCAGCCUGAGGAGACUUCGAAACUGAUGCAAGCAGAAAAGCGCUAUGAACGCAAACUCGGAGAACGUAGUAAAGAGGACCAUACCCUGUCGACUGGCGCUACUCGUCACCCAAGAGACAACACUGGUGAAAAGGAAGGCCGCAGCAAGAUAAGCAAGGUACCAGGGAUAACUCAGUUCUUCGUAUGCGUUCUUCUCGUGGCUGUCGUCAUCUCGAUCAUCGUCAUUGUUGUUCUUCUCUACCGAUGGUUCUACCCAGAAAAGGGCAUCCUAUGCAACACAGGCGAAUGCAGGCACGUCUUAUCCGAAAUCGAGCAGCUGCUGAGCACUAACAUCGAUCCUUGCGAUGAUUUCUAUGGUUAUGUCUGCGGCAAGUGGGCUAACAAACCCAACUCCGGUUUCCUUGACGACGUGAUGACUAUAUACAACGAGACGUUGAUAGACUCCAUCUUUUCCCAACAGUCCCUGCAACGAUCGAGACUUGGAAGGCACGUGUUUUCAGGAAUCUACCGCAAGUGCGACGAUUACAUCAAGAGAGGUAAAGGUUCCUUCCAGGAUGCCGUGGAAGAUAUAAGCAGAUUAAUUGACAUUGACAAGUUACGAGAAGCCAGAGACGGGUCAGCUUUAUUCGCCUAUCUUACGGGCCUUGUUUUGAAGACUGGCGUUCAUACCUUCUAUACAAUCGAGUUUCAUCUAGUCGAUAAGGUAACAGCAAUGCACAUCUGCCUCGGUCAUUCUAUCCAGCAAAAAAUUUCGGCCGGGCACGAUUUGUCUGUCAUCAAUGUCACCACCAUAUCGAAUUUGACUCUCAGUUUUCUGAAGAGGACCGUAUUCGGUCUCAACGUGACAAACGAAACAAAUGCUGACGACCUAUUCGACAUCGACGAAGACGUCCAUCAAAACUUGCUGAAGCCCGCCCUGUUGCCAGAAAAAAAUACGUUUCAGGAACAUAGACAGAGUGACUUUGAUAAGAACUCUAGGCGACGUCAUCAACAGGAUUGUGCCUUCACAGCUUCGAGUAGGACCCGACGAUGUGGUUUUGGUAUCUGGGAUUAAUUCCAUACAGAGUAUCAACCUUGCCUUAAAGCGCCGACCGUUUCCAGAGCAGAAGUACUACUGCAUCGUCAACCUGCUUGCCGAAUUCCUUCGGUAUAAUAUCUACAGGGAACAUUUCCAGCACGACUACAAGCUCCACACAAUGGUCUGUCUCAGCGCCACCAAGGCAGUCCUUAUCAACACCUGGCAGUACUUGGUCGCCCAGUUGGCUGUGGAGUACAGCUACGCGGAGAUAAUGAGAGGCAUGGCGGUUAUGGCGAAAAAUGCUAUCGCCAACGGAAGAGAAUUCGAUAUAUUUGACAGUUCCUUGCAAUCUAACGUCAAGAGUAUAUUAAGCGACAUGAAGAUAGCCGUGUACGACGGCCUGGGUUUACCGCAUUCUGACAUCGACUACAACUCGUGGAACUCGCAGGGAACGUUUUUUCAGUCUCUGAUGGACGCGGCACGUUGCACACGGGCAAUACUCUACAAGACGUUUUAUAAUCAGAACACUGACGUAGCGGCACAGUAUCAGUACAACGCCACAAUUGCGUACGCAGAUCCCUUCUUGUAUGUUCCGACGGCUUACCAGCGUAGUCCACUCUUGCACGCCGGCCAGGGGCUCCCCCUGUACAUCAAUUUGGUCUCUCUCGGUCCGUUGGUGGUGGUGGAGAUGCUGCGAGGAAUUGCUGGACCCCUUCGAGACUCCGCGAGGGCGAGAAAACAGUUGGGUAACGCGAUGUCUUGCACGAAGAAAGUCUGUUCGCUAAUAGGCCUCGACUUGGAGAACUCCACAAAGUUGCAACCUUGGGACAGCGAUGUUGUGCUGUGGUAUUUCGCGUUUCGCAUCCUCUAUUUAGAAGUGCAGAACGCGGUAAUGUCCCGGGGUAAUGAUGUCUUCAGGGAACACUGGCCCACUGCCCAGUGGUGUUUCUUCGUUCGGUUUUGCAUGAUUUCUUGUACGUCGCGAGAUGACGGUUCAAGCAGAGAGACUCCAAAGAGCUUCAAAGAACGAUGCUUAGUUCACCUGCUUGCACACAAGGAUUUUGCAGUUCGUUUCAGAUGCUCCGGGAGAUCGAAUUUCAGAACUAUGGACUGUGCCAAUGAGUAGAUGUUCUCUAAUUUCUAGUUUUUGCUGUAAUAAUCCUGAGAUGUAUUUGCUGUCCGAAAAACAAACUAUCGGGACUUUCGUUUCGUU